UGGAGAGCAAUACCUUUAGGAGUUUUACUUGCCUCGUUGUGUCUGUUGACCACUAUAGGGAAUGCUCUUGUUCUGCACGCUGUUCGCACGGAGAAACGACUUCAAAGCGUGAGCAACAUGUUUAUUGUCAGCCUAGCUAUAGCAGAUUUAAUCGUCGGACUAACCGUCAUGCCUAUCAGUGCCAUCUAUAUCUUUACCCAGGAAUGGCUGUUCGGGGUCGUCGUUUGUCAGGCGUGGAUCGGAGUAGACUACAUAGCCAGCACGGCCUCCAUUUUAAACUUAUUUAUACUCAGUUUAGAUCGCUACUGGUCUGUACGUUCGCCGUUAGUGUAUUUACGGAAACGGACGAAACGACGUGCGUUAAUAAUGAUCUCGAUUGUAUGGUGUGCGUCUUCUAUGUGGAUUAUUCCCAUUGUUGCAUGGCAUCAUAUUGUGCGCCAGGGAAUUCGCAUAGUUCCUGAAAACGUCUGCGAUACAGAAUAUGCAACCAAUUCCGCAUUCAAAGUGAUCACCGCAUUUUUCAAUUUUUAUCUUCCGCUCGCAGUCAUGUACUCUUUAUACAUAAAAAUAUUCCAAGAAAUCCGCAAGCGAUCGGAGUUCGAAUUAGGACAGAGAAAUAUCGGAACGAAACCGGUAACAUAUCAUGCGUCACCCCCGUCUCAUUCCGGUGACGACAGCGAUCUUCCGGAUCACCACAAUUUCACCGAAAACACAUAUCAACAGCAAGAGUCGUCCGAAGAACAAAAAAGGUCAAGUUAUAUAGUACGGCGUAGUAACUCAAACGGUAAAUCGAAUAAAAAUUCCAAAAAUUCGAAGGGUUACAAAAAUCUGCGUUUAAUCGCAGUGCAAAGACAGAUGAGCAACAGUCGAGAAAACCAUUCGAAUUCCUACAAAGUGGAUGAUCGCGAUAAAACAAUGUUUGUGUUACGAGAUGAUAAAAACAGACGAUUAACCGGAGUACUCAAUAUAAAGGAUCGUAUACGUCACCUCCGGCAAACUUCAGCAUUAACGAAGGAGAUUAAAGCGGCUCGACAGUUAGGGGUUAUUAUGGGAGCGUUCACUCUGUGUUUUUUGCCCUAUUUUAUACUAUUUUUAGUCGUAGCUUUCUGUGAAGGGUGUAUUGAACCCGGUUUAUUAACCGCUAUGACGUGGGUUGGGUAUUUAAACUCCACUUUGAAUCCGUUUCUGUAUCCUUUAUGUAACUUGCAGUUUAGGCGGAAAUUUAGAAAAAUGUUCGGUGUU
Molecule: messenger RNA, 1242 nt
Organism: Lottia gigantea (owl limpet)
Lineage: Eukaryota; Metazoa; Mollusca; Gastropoda; Lottiidae
Exons: 3
Biological process (GO): adenylate cyclase-activating adrenergic receptor signaling pathway
Cellular component (GO): plasma membrane
Molecular function (GO): G protein-coupled acetylcholine receptor activity
Source: RefSeq, a predicted model, not a curated record